AUGGAAGACCCGUUCAACUCUCUUCCUCCGUCCCAGCCUCCUCCUCCUCCCCCCAUCAGGAACAGUUUCAUAGAACCCUCCUCCUCCUCACUGUACCCCAGACCUGCCCGCCCCUCGUCUGGACACGAUCACUUCCUGCUCAGCCCUGACACUUUCAUAGACCAGUUAAAUAACUCCGCUCCCAAUCCCCCUGUGAGGAGACAAACCGGGGACAACAUGAAGACGCCAUUCAAGGCUCCGCAAGACUAUGAUCAACUGCCGCCAACCUCAG
Messenger RNA from Sinocyclocheilus rhinocerous, 271 nucleotides. Its product is annotated as E3 ubiquitin-protein ligase CBL-B-like. The record is from RefSeq and is a predicted model, not a curated record. The transcript has 2 exons. The annotation marks the transcript as partial. Lineage: Eukaryota; Metazoa; Chordata; Actinopteri; Cypriniformes; Cyprinidae.